Saprolegnia parasitica CBS 223.65 is the source of this 795-nucleotide messenger RNA. RefSeq lists its product as hypothetical. Gene Ontology annotation, cellular component: nucleolus. The record is from RefSeq and is a predicted model, not a curated record. NCBI's taxonomy places the organism in Eukaryota, Oomycota, Saprolegniomycetes, Saprolegniales, Saprolegniaceae. Gene Ontology annotation, biological process: maturation of SSU-rRNA. The transcript has a single exon. The annotation marks the transcript as partial. Gene Ontology annotation, molecular function: RNA binding.
AUGGCGCCGCUCACGACGACCAACACGGUGCUCAUCUCGACCAUGGUCGACGAAAAGGAUGUGCCCGUGGUCAUUCCCGCGCUCGAAGUUGAGACGUGGCCCUCGCAGAUGCUCAUUGGCAACGAUGCGCAAAAGGAGGUUCUCGAGCAGCUCACGAACCCGUCGCUCACGCCGACGCGCGAGGCGUUUGCCGCCGUCUUUGACAAGUACGUCUAUAAGAACGGCAAGACCAACAAGAUCCGCGGCGUGCUCUCGCCGCUAUUUGUGACCCAAGUCGCGGCGCGCUGCGUGUCGUCGGCGUCGCUCGGGCUCUGGCGGGAGCUCCGCGUGCUCAUCCGGUCGCGCCACCUCUGCAGCCGGACGCUGCCAUCGCUGAUCCCGACCUUGCUCGCCCACAAGCAGUGGGGCCUCCUGGAUACGAGUUUGCGCUGCCUCGCCGACAUUGAUGAAGCCACGAGCAUCCGCAUCAUCAAGUUUGUGCUGCGUCACGCCAACGCGGCCAGCGUCGCGCGCUACGAGAAGCUCACCAAGGACGCCAGCGUCACGACGCCGGCGCAGCUCGUCGACCACUUUCUCCACCUCGUGGUCGUCUUGCCGAAGACGGAUGUGUUUCUGCAGAAUGCGAUGGCGACGUUGACGCUGCCGGAUGUGCUGGCGCUCCUCGCCCUUCUGAAAAAGUGGUACGUGCGCAAGGACAUUGACCUGACGGCGGUCGUCGAGUGGAUGAGCUUGCUCGUCGACGUGCACUUUACGCGCCUCGUGCUCGAGAGUGACGAAGGCUCGAUCAAGCGCGUG